AUGGAGAGCACAAGCAGCGUCCCCCAAAGCAGCGGGAAUCCCAGGCUUACGGUUCGGGAGCUAGUUCAGUAUCCUGAGGCAAAGCGUGUUACAAAGAAGGCGGCGGAGGAGAGCGUGUUUCCACCCUUGGUGGACGUCGAGCUUCUUCGGCUAGAUGAAACUUGUGGCGUUUGUUUGGGGGAUUUCUGCGACGAUGAGCCGUGCGUCAAGGCCCCUUCAGCCCCCGCAUCCGAAGUCCAAGAGUCUCAAGGGGCGGCCAAGUGUGAGACCGAUGUUGUAGAGAUUCCAGACUCUGAGGAUGAUGCAGAGCUGGCAGCAAGGCGGAGAGAGGACGAGGAGGAGGAUCCUCUCCGGGAUAUUGGCUUGCUCACGGGAUGUGCGCAUACCUACCACUUCUUCUGCAUUGAGAAGUGGGGGAGGCAGAGAGAGAACAGCUGUCCGCAGUGCAAGAGUCGCUUCAGCUGGAUAGGGCGAUAUACGCGAAAGGGAGAGCGGCUCUGCUGUUAUCGUGUCGGCCUGAAACACCAGAAGGAUACUGCAGAGGUCACCAUUGCGGACUACCAGUACCAAGAGCAGCACCAGCAGCAACUCUGUCGUUUGUGCAGCACCUUGAUCGAAUCUGCCCGGGAUGCGCUUUGCUGCAGCGACCAGCUGUGCCUUAAUGCUUUCCACUUUGUUUGCGCCGGCUUCGACGCCCUUCCAUCAGGAGUAUGGUUCUGCCCCCAGUGUAGGGCCAGUGGCAUCUGCAGAGAUGCAGAGAGCAGGCGCAUUGCCCCAAGCCGCAUUUCUCCCGAAGGCUUCCUGCUGCCUCCCAGAUCUGCCACCAGGAGAGUUGGUGCUGCUGCUGCUCUGCCUGCUGGCGAGGCCGAAGACCGCUUAGAGAGGGAGCGGCAAGUGCUCAUAGAGAGCCUCUCGAACGCCGUAGUUCGCAGAAUCAAUAGGACGGCGAGACAGCGAGGCAGGGACGAAGGGGCUGUCGAGGAGGAGGCUUCCAGCAGGAGGGCUUCACGGGGCAGAAGGACGACAGCGGCUGCAACGCCAAGUCAGAGGAGAGGAGGACGACGUCAGCAGCAGCAGCUACAACAGGAACAUGCAGCGCAAAAUGCAUCUGCCGUCCGUGCGGAAGGAGAAGCUUCGGCCUUUGCUAUUGACGUGAGGCGCGCAGGAGGAGGAUCAGCGCCUGUGGCUACACCAACGCCGUCGUCAUUGGCAGGCGGUGAAGCAGUCUCUGAUGCGGCUCCCCCUUCUGAAGCCCCCCGGAUGUUGCGCUUCUACUUAGGUGCUCAGAGCGGCGCUGCUUCUCUUGGGCCUGCCGUGGCGACCUCCGUCACCACUCGCAGCACUCCCUGGUUGUUGCAGCGCAAGUUGGAUAUCAUUAAGUUGCGUCAGGAGCGCAGGGAGGCUCUGAGGCGGCAAGAGGCCAUCAGGCGCAUGGAGGCGCAGGCAAAAGUCGUUUGCAGCGGCGUUAGCAUCGAGAACUCCUCUGGAGCAGAUCUUGUGGAGGAUCUGCUGCUACAUUGCAGCCAGCUGGUGCGCAGGCACAAGGGGGAAGCUCCUGUUCCCGAAGGCUCUGGAGCUUCUCUUCCCCAAUUCACGGGGGCAAGAGAAACGACAGCCUCGCCUCGAAUUGAGAGUGCCAGCAGCAGAGGGGAUGGUCAUAAAAAGGAGGACGCGAGGGGCUGCCUUGCAAGAGAGCGGGAGGCGAGGGAGAAUGGUGCUCAGGGGCAGGGACGGAGCGAGGAAGACAGCUGCAGCUCGUUUCUCAGGGAUAAGUGCGAGGAAUUGUUACAGGAGGAGGCGCAGCGAAGGGCUGACGCCAAGGACAACCUUGUGAGGGCCCAGAUACUUCUAGAGAUCGACCAGGCAAGAACCAGAUUUUGUGAAGACACAGUAAGGACUGCACUCCUCAAAUCCCAAGGCAAGGACGGCCCCCGAGAUUCUGCUCGUGCGUGA
This is a messenger RNA of Cyclospora cayetanensis, 1953 nucleotides long. Its product is annotated as PHD and RING finger domain-containing protein 1. The transcript has a single exon. The record is from RefSeq and is a predicted model, not a curated record. Gene Ontology annotation, molecular function: metal ion binding. Bases 1 to 1953 code for a protein of 650 amino acids. NCBI's taxonomy places the organism in Eukaryota, Apicomplexa, Conoidasida, Eucoccidiorida, Eimeriidae.